GGCGGGAGAUCAUGGUGCCAGACGAAUGGUGGCCGGCGCUGUCUGGAGCCUCCGGGGCUGCCCUGGUCUGCUGUUUCGUGGCUGCGGCCGUGGCCCUGCGCUGGUCCGGGCGCCGGUCGGCGCGGGGCGCGGCGGCCCGGGCGCGGCAGAGGCAGCGAGCGGGCCUGGAGAACAUGGACAAGGCGACGCAGCGCUUCCGGCUCCAGAACCCCGACCUGGACUCAGAGGCGCUGCUGGCCCUGCCUUUGCCUCAACUGGUGCAGAAGUUACAGAGUGGAGAGCUGUCCCCUGAAGCUGCGCUCUUCACCUAUGUGGGAAAGGCCUGGGAAGUGAACAAAGGGAUCAAUUGUGUGACUUCCUACCUGGCUGACUGUGAGACUCAGCUGUCCCAGGCUCCACGGCAUGGCCUGCUCUAUGGUGUCCCCUUGAGCCUCAAGGAGUGCUUCAGCUACAAGGGCCAUGACUCUACGCUGGGCUUGAGCUUGAAUGAAGGAAUGCCAGUGGAGUGUGACAGCGUGGUGGUGCAGGUGCUGAAGCUGCAGGGUGCCGUGCCCUUUGUGCACACCAACAUCCCCCAGUCCAUGUUCAGCUAUGAUUGCAGUAACCCCCUCUUUGGCCAGACCCUGAACCCAUGGAAAUCCUCCAAGAGCCCAGGUGGCUCCUCAGGGGGUGAGGGGGCCCUCAUUGGGUCUGGAGGCUCUCCCCUGGGCUUAGGCACUGACAUCGGGGGAAGCAUCCGUUUCCCUUCUGCCUUCUGUGGAAUCUGUGGCCUCAAGCCUACUGGGAACCGCCUCAGCAAGAGUGGUCUGAAGGGCUGUGUCUAUGGACAGGUGGCAGUGCAACUCUCAGUGGGCCCCAUGGCACGGGAUGUGGAGAGCCUGGCGCUAUGCCUGAGAGCCCUGCUAUGUGAAGACAUGUUCCGCUUGGACCCCACUGUACCCCCAGUGCCCUUCAGGGAGGAGGUCUACACAAGCUCCCAGCCCCUGCGUGUGGGGUACUAUGAGACCGACAACUACACCAUGCCCAGCCCAGCCAUGAAGCGGGCUCUACUGGAGACUAAGCAGAGCCUUGAAGCUGCUGGCCACACGCUGGUUCCCUUCUUGCCAAGCAACAUCCCCUAUGCUCUGGAGACCCUGUCAACAUGUGGGCUGUUCAGUGAUGGUGGCCACAGCUUCCUCCAAAACUUCAAAGGUGAUUUUGUGGACCCCUGCUUGGGGGACCUGAUCUUAGUUCUGAAGCUGCCCAGCUGGCUUAGAGGACUGCUGGCCUUCCUGCUGAAGCCUCUGUUCCCACGGAUGGCAUCCUUUCUCAGCAGCAUGAGGCCUCGGUCGGCUGGAAAGCUCUGGGAACUGCAGCAUAAGAUUGAGGUGUACCGCAACUCUGUGAUUGCUCAGUGGAAAGCACUGGACCUGGAUGUUCUGCUAACCCCCAUGCUGGGUCCUGCUCUGAACUUGAAUGCCCCAGGCAGGGCCACAGGGGCCAUCAGCUACACCGUGCUCUACAACUGCCUGGACUUUCCUGCGGGGGUGGUGCCUGUCACCACAGUGACUGCUGAGGACGAGGCCCAGAUGGAACAUUACAGGGGCUACUUUGGGGAUAUCUGGGACAAGGUGCUGAAGAAGGCCAUGAAGAAUAGUGUGGGGUUGCCUGUGGCUGUGCAGUGCGUGGCUCUGCCCUGGCAGGAAGAGAUGUGUCUGCGGUUCAUGCGGGAGGUGGAGCAGCUGAUGACCCCUGAAAAGCGACCGUCCUGAGACUGCCUGCCUACCCAGCUCCAGAAGAUCUGAGACCCAUGUGCUCUG
Marmota flaviventris (yellow-bellied marmot) is the source of this 1799-nucleotide messenger RNA. It is a transcript of the gene Faah, whose product is annotated as fatty acid amide hydrolase. The record is from RefSeq and is a predicted model, not a curated record. Gene Ontology annotation, molecular function: amidase activity; fatty acid amide hydrolase activity. Gene Ontology annotation, biological process: fatty acid catabolic process. NCBI's taxonomy places the organism in Eukaryota, Metazoa, Chordata, Mammalia, Rodentia, Sciuridae.